GACGCUAUAGUAAACAAUAAAAUUAUUAUGCGCGGUGUCGUCCGGCCCGGUCAAGGAGUAAUAAUUGUUAAUUUUAAUUAUCAGAACUUCCAAAGGCCGCGAAUAGCAGAUGAAUGGUUUAGACAGCCAUAAAGUAAGCGCAUAAGCACACAUUUCGUAAUGUGAAGCGAGCGCGAUGGACGGUCGCGGCGCGUGUUUAAAUCAUCGCAUCGGCAUUACGAAACGCGAAUUUAGUUUUUAAAUAAAAUAAGGAAAAAUUAAAAAGUUCGUUCUUCAACUUUUUAAAAAACGAACGUUUGAUUGUUUUUUUUUAGGUUUUUACGGUAUUGGACUGGAGUGAUUGUUUUGGUGGACUUUUGUGUUUUUGUUUAGUGAAGUUUAGUUUUUCUAUUGUUAAGUUUGAGUAAGGGUUACAAUCUACCAAAGAUAAUCAAAAUGUCCGCCGAGUCUUUGACGAACACUGAAAGUUCAUCGGAUUCCACAAGGUGCGCGUGCGUCGACAGUGAAUCGACAGAGAGUGCGGAUUCGUUGAACAACUUGUUGAGGGAAAAAAACGACAACAACAGUUUGCGGGAUUGCGCCGAUGUGAAAUGUUCCCUCACGGAAGACUGCUCAAUGUCAAACGAGAAUGGAUCUUCAGGGAAGAGCGGCAAAUCACUAUGUUGCAAUACAGUUAGUCAGUGUGUGUGGGGUAUACUAUUGCUGGCUAUAUCAAUUGGCGGCUUCCUCUUCACUCCUCAAGACCUCAUGCUGCGGGAGAAACUCAAUAUGAGACCAGGUUUCCCGCCCUACGAGUGGUGGGCGGACCCCCCAGACGAGGUGAAGCUCAGGGUGUACGUAUUCAAUGUGACCAACCACGUGCGGUUUCUGGCUGGCCUGGAUGAGAAGAUGGACGUACACGAAAUAGGACCAAUAGUUUACUUAGAGAAACUGGUGCACUCGAGAAUCAACUUUAACGAGAACAGCACAAUGACGUAUCUGGCUAAGCGGUCCCCCAUCUUUCUGCCGCACCUCAACUCCGUUGACUUGAAUGCUACGCUCAUCGUACCUAACCUGGCUGUGCUGGGUAUAGCGUCAUACCUUCACGACGCCAACUAUCUAGUACGAACUGGUUUCCGACUGCUGGUCAACUCCCACAGCAGCAAGUUGUUCGUACAGAAGACCGUGUACGAAUACCUGUGGGAACUUACAGAUCCAGUGCUAGACACUUCGAAGAACCUGGCGCCUGGUAUGGUACCGGUCACCAAUAUGGGGAUGCUGGCGAGGAUCUACGCAGACUUCACUGACGAGGUAACUGUGAAGAUAGGGCCUAAGUGGGGCGACGAGGGAUUCUUCCAGAUUGACAGGUUCAGAGGAGCGCCACAACUACCUGGAUACGACCCUGACGAGUGUCCGGACCGUAUUAUCGGAUCGACGGAAGGUGUCAUGUACCAUCAACGACUGACAAAGGAAGACGUCGUAUUGUACUGGAGGAAAACUGUGUGCAAAGUCAUGCCACUGUAUUUCGACGAUGAGAUGGUGAUCGACGGCGUGCCAGUGUACCGGUACAACUUGUCGGAGAGCGUGUUCGAUCGCGUGAUCAACAGCACCGACUGCUAUGACACCGAGCCAAGUCUGCCGAAGGGUCUGAGCGAUGGUUCCAAGUGUUAUUAUAACUUUCCGAUGGUGGUAUCGUACCCACACUUUUACACCGGUGAUCCACCUAAAGACACCUACGUCACAGGCUUACAACCAGAUCGCUAUAAGCAUAACUCCUACAUAAUAGUUGAACCGUUAUCUGGCACGCCAUUCCGGUCCGUGGCUCGUAUGCAGAGCAACUUGAGAAUUCAUGACCUCUCUGGCUUCGGAUACGAUUAUGGGAAGUUUUCGAACCUCGUGGUGCCAUUGUUCUGGGCUGAAUAUAAUCAAGAGGGCUUGCCAUCUCACAUUAAAACAACGAUAUACUUCAUGACUGUGAUACUGCCGCCAUUGUCUUAUAUAGUCUUAAGUGUUUUACUGCUUACUGGCAGUUAUUUUUUAGCUAAAAAUCUUUACAUUCACCGCUUAAAGAACGAAACUUUAAAUUCCUUACUACAUUUCAAGAGUAAAAAUACAACGAUGACUACAAACAAAAUUUUAACAUACGAAAAAGAGGUAUUUAUAAAAACGUCAAGUUAAGUUACGUUGUUAAUUUUUGUGGAACUAUGAAAGUGCUUUAGGUGCCUUAUACUUUUUAUAUUUAGAUGUUAUUAUACAUAUUUUUUUAGCUCAUUUGAUACAAAUAUCUGAGAAGAAAUCAAAUUGAUAUUUAAUGCUAGCAUAUAUUAUGCAUAGUGCCGAAUUCACUUACAAUAAAUUUAAUUAAAAAUGUCAUUGAUAUAAUAACAGAAUAUAUUUUUGAAAAACUUAUAGAAUAGGCAAGCUACAAAAUCAAGUAAUUUUGUAGAAGACUGAGAGCUAAAGGUUUCACGUUACUAUCACUUAUAUAAUUUCCGAAUUGGUUUAGUAAAAAUAUAAAUAAAGUUAAUAUUAACUAAUACUAACUGUAUUUAUAUGAAUUCUAUAUUUCAGAAUAUUGUCUUUGUCAAAUUUUUGAUAUGAAUCCAAAAAUAGAUAUAGGUAGAUUUGUAAGUACUUAUAUUUGAAUUGCUUUCUUAAACCGAUUUAUAUUUUACGAAACAAUUUAUGUAGCGGUGCAAGUAUCAAAGCUCAUUCUCGAUUAAGUUAAGGACAAGCAUCUCUUAUCAUAGAGCGAAAUCAAAUUAAUAUUAUUGGAAAUUCAUUUGAUUAUUUUAUACAAAACAUAAGAAAUUAUUUUACUUAUUUAUUUAUAUCAAAUACUUAUAUCUAUUAUUACAGGUAGAAGCCCAAGGCAAUAGAUUCAUCCAUUUAAGAAAUACAUUAUAAUACUCAUUAUCAAACAUAUUGGAAAAAAAUAAUUAAUUGAAACCGAAACUCAGCUAGUUUUGUAAAUUUGCUCAGAGCACAAACGAAUUAAUUAACUCCAAUGAACAGUGGCGGCGCUAGGCGUCGGCGACGUCGGCCACCGCCGACGGCCUCGCGCCUGAGGGCGCCUCGCAAAAUUUUUUUACAAGUUACCUAUUUAUUUUCGUUUCUCCUGGCCUGGCUUAGGUAGCCGACCCCGAACAAUUCGGGGAAAAAGCUAAGCAGAUGAUAAUGACUUUUAUUAUUUUCGAACACGUGCGUGAUGGAAGCGAGUAGUACUUUAUGGGUAUUCAGAAUCGUCUGUCUGGCAACACUAUUUUUGUUAUUAAAUUUCUAUGUUUUUAAUUAUUUUUUGUCAUCAUUUGAUUAUCAACAAUAAAACUCGUUUACUCAUACGUUAUUUUAUAAUUUGGCUCACUUAAUUUAUCGGUUUUUUACUGGGAAGUAAAAUAGGCCUCGCGAACUUGAUGUCGCCGACGUCCACAUGUGGUCUAGCGCCGCCACUGCCAAUGAAUUACUAUACCACCCUAAAACACCUGAUGUUAAGACAAGUGUUAGUGGAAAAGGCUUGAACCCAAUCCCCCUACACCAUGGAGCCCUGAAAACAAAUGAACUAGACCGGGUGUUUCGAUUCAAGCUCGAAAUCGGCUAUACCCUACCUACCUCUCUUGAAACUUUCGUUUCAGAAGUUUUCGAAAAAUAAUAUCAUAUCACUGUCUUAUAGUUUUAAACUUUCUUGGUCACUAACAUUAUAGUAAUAUAAGUUUUUUACGGGAUUGUUACCAUGUACCUUGUUUUUUAGCGAGUUUCCGAUAUUUCGGCACUGUUGCAACCGCCAUGAUUACGGAGUAACUGAAGUAAUUGCGGGUAGGCUGUUAUUGGCAGACAUAUCGGUCUACUCUCCGACGAAGUUUUUUGUUGCAUUCGAUACCCGUACCACUGUUUACAUACUCACUAUUGACUCGAAACUGUUCACGACACACAACACUUACAGUAUCGGAUCGCGACACGAUACUUUUUUGAUUAUUUCCGGUUUUACAAAUACAAACCACAGGAUUCCAGACACUCGACAAUUUAAACCCGUCCUCACGAUUGAAAUUUUUAUGUUUUGUUUUUUCAAUCGCUUCCCUGACCAAUCUUGGGAUGUAGUGGUGUUCUGUCGAGAUAAUCUGUGGGUUAUGAAACUCAAUCCAGUGGUUAGGACCAGAAUCAAUCAAAUGUUCCAGGAUGGCUGAUUUCUGACAUUUGCAGAAAUCAGCAUGAACAGUGGUACGGGUAUCGAACGCAAUAAAAGACUUCGUCGGAGGGUAGACCGGUAUAUCUGCCAAUAACAGCCUACCCGUAAUUACUUCAGUUACUCUAUGAUCAUGGCGCUUGCAACAGUGCCGAAAUAUCGGAAACUCGCUAAAAACAAGGUACAUGGUAACAAUCCCGUAAAUAACUUAUAUUACUUUAAUCACUGUCUUAUACUUAUUAUAAUGUAAAAACAGCGCAAGUCAAUGAAAUGUUAUAUCGCAACAUUCAAAUUCUUUUGACACUCAUUUCAGAUGCAACUCAGCUAUUUCAACUAUUAGCUCUCCAUUUUGAUUUUUUUAAUCACCACACUGUAUCAGCUGUCUAUUGCGCGUAGCUCAUAAAAAUGUCUGCCAAAGUUAGUUGUAGUAUGAUCCUUUAAAAUAUUAUGAAGGUUCGCGUAUCAUAAUAUUUAGAAAAUGCAGUAGGCAAUAAGGCAACUUAAAAAAUGUAAACAAUUUCAUUAUUUUUUCAAGGAAUUUUAUUACAAAUUGUACAUGUUUUAAGUAAUGAAUUAUUUUUAUGGGUAUUUUAUUGGUACUUAGAUAGGUACUUAAUUUGAAUAUUGCAAUAAGGAUUUCGAAUUAAAAAUUAUAAUGUGAUAUUAAUGUAUGCGAUUAAUGUAAGUUUAAUAAAAUAAUGGGGAUUAGUUAGUAGCUGAUAUUGUUCCUAAUAUAAAAAAAAAGUUUUGUAAACUUUUUGCUCAUAAUAUUGCUAUAAGUUUUGUAUUAUGUAAUUAAAAGGUCAACAAAUAACAUAUCG
This is a messenger RNA of Chilo suppressalis (striped riceborer), 4980 nucleotides long. The record is from the annotation of a GenBank genome assembly. NCBI's taxonomy places the organism in Eukaryota, Metazoa, Arthropoda, Insecta, Lepidoptera, Crambidae.